AUGGCGUCCAAGUCCCCGGUUUCUGCCGCAUCCCAGCCCAAGGGCUCCUCCGCACCCGAGACCCCAGGCGCAGUCCCGACAUCUCCGCGUACAGUGCCUUUCCCGUCUCCACAGACCUUUGAUUUCCUUCCUCCGUUGCACGCUCUGCUGCUUCGACUGCUGGCGUCAGCCCAGGUGACCAACCAAGCGGCGGCAACAGCUUCCACAGCAGCUCCCGAAGCAGCAGGCGACGCGUCGGGCGCUGGCCCGUCCGCUGCAGCAGCAUCGUCGGGUCCUUCAACCACGCCCAGCCAAGCUCAGCAGCAACAAAGCCAACAGGCGCAACCGCAACAGCAGCCAGAUGCGAAAGCGUCGCAGCAACCCGCUCCUUCAACGACCGUUCCCACGACGUCAUCCGCUACGGCAGACACCUCUCUGCUGGGUCCCAAUGCGCCUCCUCCCCUAGACGUCAAGGACCUCCCCACGGCCGCCAGUGCCAUCAAGAUCCGCAUCCAAAAGGCGCGCGCCGUCAUCGAGGGCCUCCCUGACGUGUCGCGGACCGUCGAGGAACAGCAGCAGGAAAUCGAUGAGUUACAGGACCGCAUUGGACGGCUGAGAGCGGUUAUUGCGGAGUUUGGGCGAAGGGCUGGAAUGGACCAGACCGACAAGAUGGAGACAGGACCUUGA
This is a messenger RNA of Rasamsonia emersonii CBS 393.64, 666 nucleotides long. RefSeq lists its product as uncharacterized. Gene Ontology annotation, cellular component: mediator complex. Bases 1 to 666 code for a protein of 221 amino acids. Lineage: Eukaryota; Fungi; Ascomycota; Eurotiomycetes; Eurotiales; Trichocomaceae. Gene Ontology annotation, biological process: regulation of transcription by RNA polymerase II. Gene Ontology annotation, molecular function: transcription coregulator activity. The transcript has a single exon. The record is from RefSeq and is a predicted model, not a curated record.